Messenger RNA from Metarhizium brunneum ARSEF 3297, 1863 nucleotides. RefSeq names its product Glycerol uptake protein 1 (gene GUP1). Lineage: Eukaryota; Fungi; Ascomycota; Sordariomycetes; Hypocreales; Clavicipitaceae. Gene Ontology annotation, cellular component: endoplasmic reticulum. Gene Ontology annotation, biological process: GPI anchor biosynthetic process. The record is from RefSeq and is a predicted model, not a curated record.
AUGGGCGUCUUCUCUUUCUUCCGCAAGGUCUAUGACAUCGACACCCUCGACACUCGGUUCAUGAGCUCGUCGUCCGUUCCCUACCAGACUGUUAUCGAGGCGCGCAGCGAUCCCGAUGCCGUGAAGGAGGCCGCCGAUAAAGCGCGAGCUCGUGCACCUCCACCGAAAUGGCAAACGCCAGAGUUUUACCUGUAUUAUUUUGUGUUUUUGUGGGCGGUGCCGUACAUGUUUUGGGUUGCGUAUAGCGUUUCACGGCCCUCCGAUCCGCGAUAUCACAAGUACGAGCGAUUUCUUUCCGAUGGCUGGAUUCCCGGCCGCAAAGUCGACAUUUCCGAUGCGCAGUAUCACACGUUUCGAGGCAACUUGCCCUACCUGGCUGCGCUGCUGAUAUUCCAUCCUCUGCUCCGAAAGGUCUGGGAAUCAGUAUACACCGGCGCCAACGGCAAUAGGGGCCCCAAAGGCUCCUCGCGGCUGGAGCAGCGCGCCUUGUUCGACUUUACAUUUGCGAUUUUGUUCUUGGUCAUCUUGCAUGGCAUCUCGGCAUUCAAGGUCCUCACUAUUCUGUACAUAAACUUUCAGAUUGGGCGGAAACUCCCGCGCAAAUAUGUGCCCAUUGCCACCUGGGUGUUUAACAUCUCAACUCUGUUUGCGAAUGAGCUCUGUGAGGGCUACCACCUACGAAACGUAGCGAGUCACAUCUCGCCACCGGUCAAAUCUGCUUCUACUGGGCAACUGACGGAUUCGCCCUUGAUGCAGACGGGUGCGUGGUUGGAUGGGUUUGGAGGCAUCAUGCCACGGUGGGAGGUUUUGUUCAACAUUACGAUUCUGCGAUUGAUUAGCUACAAUAUGGAUUAUUAUUGGAGCAUCGAUAAGAAGGCUUCCAGUUCCUUGGAGAAGAAACAAUUGGACCCGGCCAACCUGUCUGAGCGAGAUCGAAUCACGAUAUCCGCCGAGCCGGCCGACUACUCGUUCCGCAAUUACAUCGCAUACGCCAUAUACGCACCCCUCUAUCUGGCGGGACCCAUUCUCACCUUCAACGAUUACAUCUCCCAGCUCAAAUUCAAGGCAGCCAGCAUCGAGAAACCACGUACUAUCCGCUAUGGUGUUCGGUUCCUGCUGGUUCUGCUUGCCAUGGAGCUCGUCCUGCACUUUGACUACGUCGGCGCAAUUAGCCUGGCCAACCCCGUUUGGGGGGAAUAUUCCGCCGCUCAACUCAGCUUGCUCUCAUUCUUCAACCUCCACAUAAUCUGGUUGAAGCUCCUUUUGCCGUGGCGACUGUUCCGCCUGUGGGCGUUGGUAGAUGGCAUCGACCCGCCAGAGAACAUGGUUCGGUGCGUGAGCAACAACUAUAGCACGCAACUGUUUUGGCGCGCAUGGCACCGAUCGUACAACCGAUGGCUUAUUCGAUACUUGUACGUUCCUCUUGGGGGCGCAUCCUUCCGCAACUGGGCCGCUGCGGCUCAGUCGACAGUUACGUACUUGUGUGUGUUCACCUUUGUGGCACUGUGGCAUGACAUUCAGCUCCGCCUCCUCAUCUGGGGCUGGCUGAUUGUCCUGUUCAUGGUGCCCGAGUGGACGGCGGCAUUUUUGUUUCCCAAGAGGAAGUGGGAGAGCCGUCCUACCGAGUAUCGCAUGCUGUGUUGUGUUGGUGCGGUUGCGAACGUGCUCAUGAUGAUGGCGGCCAAUCUGGUUGGUUUCGCGGUAGGCUUGGAUGGGUUGCAGAGCAUUGUUGCGGGCAUAUUGCAUGAAUGGUCAGGCGUCAUCUUUCUGACUGUGGCGUGUGCCUGUUUAUUUGUGGGUAUCCAGGUCAUGUUUGAGAUUCGCGAAUCAGAGAAGCGCAAGGGAGCAACGUUGAAGUGCUGA